This is a messenger RNA of Gallus gallus (chicken), 2320 nucleotides long. RefSeq names its product gliomedin (gene GLDN). Gene Ontology annotation, biological process: signal transduction. The record is from RefSeq and is a predicted model, not a curated record. Bases 14 to 1567 code for a protein of 517 amino acids. The transcript has 10 exons. Lineage: Eukaryota; Metazoa; Chordata; Aves; Galliformes; Phasianidae. Gene Ontology annotation, cellular component: cell surface.
GGGCCGCGGCACGAUGGAGGCGGACGGCCGGGCGCUGCGCUGCGUGCUGGCCGCCGUGGGACUGCUGUCGGCGCUCAGCGCGGCGGGGACGCUGUUCCUGCUGGUGCAGUGGCGGGAGCUGAGCGCGGCGCUGCGGGAGUUGGAGGCGGCGCGGAUCCCCGCGGCCAACGGCUCCGUGCGGGACCCGCUGGGCUCAGCCGGGCCCGGCCACCCGCCCCCUGCCCGCAGCAGGAGGAGCCGCCGCGGGCACGUGCGUGCCGAGAGCGAGGAGAUGCUGAUGAUGCUCACCUACUCCAUGGUGCCGGUCCGAGUGAUGGUGGAUUUAUGUAACAGCACAAAAGGGAUAUGCUUAACAGGCCCCCCAGGUCCCCCAGGGCCCCCUGGGCUCGAUGGACUGCCCGGCUACAAUGGCUCGGAUGGAGCCCCGGGUGUCCCAGGCCAAAAGGGAGAACCAGGACUAAAUGGAAAAAGAGGAAAAAUGGGUGUGCCAGGACCAAAAGGUGAUCAAGGAGAGAAAGGAGAACCUGGAGAAAUAGGUUUACCUGGCAAGGAUGGUAUGCCUGGUGUAAAAGGUGCAAGAGGAGCAAAGGGAGAAAAGGGGGAUGCAAACAAUGAUGUGAUAUUGGAAGGUGCAAAAGGUGAACCUGGACCACCAGGCCCUCCUGGGCCUCCUGGACCCCCAGGGCCUCCAGGAAAACGUAGAGGUAAAGCACAGCUUCAGGAGAACGUGUACAGCAACAAAUGCACAGGUGAGACGUGUGCUGUGCCAAAUGAUGAUACCUUGGCUGGAAAAGCUGAAGACAGACCCUCCGAUCAUUCCAAAAAAGCUGAGUGUGUCAUAACAUCUGUAGGAAGUCCUGUUCACUUUGUCAGCGUACAGCAAACGUUUGGAACGUGGAUGCGGGAACCUGCAAAUGUGAGCGAUGAAAGGAUUUGGCUUACCAUGCACUUCUCAGGAAACUCUAUAAAAGAAUAUGAGAAUUCCAAUGCCUUGCUGAAUGACACCUACAGGAUCAUUAACAUCACAGGGUUCUUUUACGGUUGUGGUCACGCAGUACAAAACAAUCAUCUGUACUACCAAAAGGGAGGAACCAAUGUCAUUCUGAAACUUGGGCUUGAUAAAGCAUCGCUGGGCACGCUGCUCAUUGAGAAUGCCUUGUAUCAUGGCCGUAACUACCUCUUUUCUAACUCGAAGACGUAUUUCAAUGUAGCAGUGGAUGAAAAAGGACUCUGGAUUAUAUAUGCCUCAAGCACUGAUGAAACUAUAAUAGUAGCACACAUUGAUGAAGAAACAUUCUCGAUCAUUCGGCAUAUCAAUACCACAUAUCCUAAGUCCAAAGCUGGUAAUGCAUUCAUAGCAUGUGGAAUUAUGUAUGUUACUGACACUAAGGACAUGACAGUAAGUUUUGCUUUUGAUUUACUGAAAGAAAAGCAGAUUGAUGCAAGGUUUGAAUUACGAUCUUCACAGUCUGUUCUUGCUAUGCUUUCAUACAGUCUAAGAGAUAAGAAUUUGUAUACAUGGGAGAAUGGGAGUUUAAUGGUAUAUCCAGUACAUUUUGGUGGAUGAAUAUAUUUUAAAAAGGAAAGUUAGGAAGUCAUGUUUGAUUAAACAGAUUAUUUAAAGCUAUAUGAUAUACAUAUUGGAGUCCCUUCACUUGGUAUACCCUUUCUGUUCACUGAUGGUGGUUUGCAUGUGCGCAUAAAAGGGAAAUCAGACCCCUUUGUAUAAAUUCACUUAAAUCAUACAGGCCAUUUCUUCUUUUUGUUGUUCAGAGAAUGACUGUUCAAUAUUACAGCUGGCACACAGUUACCACAGACUUGCUUUUGUUUUUCCCAUUCUUGAGCCAAUAAUUAGACCUAAUAUAUGUUGAUUAUUCCAUGGUCUUGCGAUCAGCAGUGGCUAUUUAUAACUUCCAGUUGCAAUCAUCUUAUCUGCGAUCAUUUUCUAGUCAGUGAUUAUGGUAUAAGUGUCUAAAUAAUGAACUUGUUUACAGAUCCUUUCCUCUGUUAUUUUCACUUAAUACUUGCCCCAAUCCUCUGUGAACAUAUUUUUGAAACAGAUAUAGAGCUGUUACAAGGAGUGGAAAGAGUUGUUUAAAUAUCAAAAAGCAAAGAGCUUCACAUUUGAAAAGUCCAGGAAUUGUUACAUCGUUAAAUGCACAGUCCAGUCCCAGUUCCAAGGAAAGUGGUAAUAAUGGCAUUAUUAAAUACUGAAGCAUGUGAAACUGUGUUUAGUAAAGCAAAUGCGGUAAGGAAAGUAACUGGGUAUAAAAUUGGAAGAAAACAUGUAAAUUUUUUAUUAAAAUUCCCGUUUAAACAG